GUGUAUGUGUGUGUGUGUGUCUGUGAGUGUAUGUAUGUGUGUGUGUGUCAGUGAGCGAAGUAUACGCGUGACGAUCGUACAUUUACAAAAGAUAACUUGCUCGACUCCAGCUUUAUUUGCACCUCUCUCCAACACAGCCUCCAAUAUUAAUUUCUAAUGUUCCAUGUUAUUGAAAAAAAAAAAAACUGCGCCCACCCGGAACAAUAAAACUCUCGAUUGGUUGAACAGUUGGAGACAUCAGUGGAUGGAGACGCAGACAGUUGCGCGCAUGCCCAAACGCCGAGCCCGCAGCCAAUAAAUUUCAAGGGAAAAAUCUUGUACACAUGCGGCUGAGACUCCUCCGAGCUGGCGACACAGGCGACGAAAGCAGACAGAGUCGUAAGAACAGACGACAGACGACAACGAGGACCCAACAGCUGAGUAAAGAAUCGAGUAAAGCCACUUUCGCCUGAAACGAACAGAAAAUUUGAUAUUGAGACUGCUGUAAACUUUAGCCAUUGCUCCUUGUCUACAACAUUUAGCAGAACGUGUUAGCAGUACAGAAAAUAUCGAAUCAGAGACAUUUUUAAACUUUUUUUUCUUACUGAAACUGAAGAUCAUAACAAAACGCUCAGAGAUUAAGAAAAACAAAUAUUCCGGAUUUCAUAGCCCAAACAUUGUCUUCAGUGAAAAGACCAAGGGACAACAAUUCUAUGCAACAGUUCGCAGUUUUCAACUUAGUCACUUAAAGUAAAUACCAAGGGGCGAAAAAGAAGAAUCCGUUACUUCCCUUUGUCUGCCUUCUAUCGGGAAGAGAGGAGGAAAAAUAAAAUCGUCUGUGAAGGACAGCAGCAAGAGGCGACUGUAGACCAUGGCUGUCUCCUGCUACUUUCUGACAGUCUUCUUAGUGUUGUCCUGCAGUUGUACCUGUCUGCGGCUAGCCGAUGCCUUUACAGUGUCUGAACCAGACGACAUAUCUAGAUCCGAAAGACAGCUUCUGCUCUCUGUCCUCAUCAACCUCAACAAAUUCCUCCGGCUGAGAUCAACAAAGGUCGAGGAUGACACAGGGGAGAUCACUGACGGUCAAAUUCAAGAAACUUUUCCUAAAAGCGAUUUAGAAAGCAUCUUGGACGCAAGAAUAUCCGCAGCCAAGCGAGCGAGGAGUGAUCUGUCUGGUGUCCUGCCGCCGUGGAAUGAAUUCUGUCGAAUGAUGCACAUCACCAGCUGUGUGCACAGUCGCCAGAGGUAGGCCUUCAGCUCGUCAAGGCACAGCCAGAACCUCAUGGGACCUGAAAAGUCACAAGUGCUGAAGUGGGCUUUGUUAUUUUGUCGGUUUAUAUAGCAUUAAAAUCAACAUUCAUUUCGUGGUACUUUUGGUUGUACAAGUUUUCUUGUUCAAACAUGAUUAAAUAUAUUAAUUGCAAUAAUGAUUAAAAAGUAUGGAGCUCUUUUUUGUUGAUUUAUAGCUCACCUAAGUUAUUGAUAUCAUCGUCUUUUAAAUUUAGUGGCUUCAUGAAAAUAAGCUUCUGGAAACACUCCAUUACAGCAGUAAGCUCCAACGUUUUCCUCUUCUAGUCUGAUUUUUUGGGAACCAAUUCACUGUAUUAUAAAUUACCAGAUACCAAAUGAUCUUUACAUUUAAGAAGGUAACAUUAUAUUUUUGAAUCUUCUAAAGGGUUAUGCCAUGAAAAGAAAGUAACACUGCCUGUCCUGUUUUCAAUCAGUAGCCAUCAAGUUACUGUUCGCAAAAUGAAGACACCGGAAGUUAACCAUAUCUACCUCCUAUACUGAAGACCAAGAACACUAAAAAGAGCAUCACACUUUCCCCAGACACAUCAAUAUAUCUAGCGUUUUAAUCCAAGUGUGACCGAGAGUAGCUUCCAAUUUUUCUCUCAUGUGUACAGACGAAAUAACUUUUUCGUAAUAUCUUACUGUGCGCUUUUCAAGAGAUAUAAAUAAAUGUAUGCUAGCAGUAUACGAUAAAUCAGUAACUCUCAGAGCUUACAAAAAGUAUUCUAUGAAAAAUAAACUAUUAUGCAUCUCUCUCUCUCUCUCUCUCUUUACAAUGAUUUUGUAAAAGAAAACUUAAUAUAAAAAAUUACAGCAAACUAUAUACUCUCGCUCUAUCGAAUGUACAGUACAAAUAAAAGAUAAAUGUUCUAUAAAACAUACAGUCAAGUAUUUUCUUCUUGGUCAACCAGUGUACUGUGAAGAGCUACAACAGUCUAUUUUGUUGGUUAAUUUGGUAUUACAGGAAUCACUAUUCUGCCCUCUUUGAUUCUGUUGCCUGUUUAGUUUUGGUUUACUUUGUUACAAAACGUCACAUUAAUCCUUAUUGCUGAUAAAUAUCAAUAAAAUUUCAA
Pomacea canaliculata is the source of this 2342-nucleotide messenger RNA. RefSeq lists its product as uncharacterized. Bases 851 to 1228 code for a protein of 125 amino acids. The transcript is spliced from 3 exons. Lineage: Eukaryota; Metazoa; Mollusca; Gastropoda; Architaenioglossa; Ampullariidae. The record is from RefSeq and is a predicted model, not a curated record.